This is a messenger RNA of Notothenia coriiceps (black rockcod), 2722 nucleotides long. Its product is annotated as poly [ADP-ribose] polymerase 14-like. Gene Ontology annotation, biological process: protein poly-ADP-ribosylation; negative regulation of gene expression; positive regulation of type II interferon-mediated signaling pathway. The transcript has 3 exons. The record is from RefSeq and is a predicted model, not a curated record. Gene Ontology annotation, molecular function: transcription corepressor activity; ubiquitin-like protein ligase binding; NAD+ poly-ADP-ribosyltransferase activity. Gene Ontology annotation, cellular component: nucleus; cytoplasm. Bases 14 to 2140 code for a protein of 708 amino acids. NCBI's taxonomy places the organism in Eukaryota, Metazoa, Chordata, Actinopteri, Perciformes, Nototheniidae.
CUUCCGUCAGCAAAUGUCUCAGUACUCUGCCUUCGAAUGUAAAGUGAAUGCCAGUGCAUGGAAAGCUGCAGAAAAAGAAGUCCGUUCCGUUGUCAAGGAAGAUGCCGCCCUCGUUCUGGAUGCAUCCCGGGGGAUUUUGACUGUGGCUGGCCGGGGUGACGAUAUAAAGAAAGUCAAAGGUCCUGUGGAGAACAUCGUUCUUAAAGCCAUCAGCCAGAUCAAACGGCAGACAGAAGGUGUAUCUGAGAGUAUCGAUAUGUCCCCUGCAAAGUUCUACAUCCGGAAUCAGGAGGGCUUACUCAAAGCUGCCCUGGACAUUUCCCCUGACAUGAAAAUCUCGUUGGAUGAAGGCGCCCAGAAGUUAACCAUUACAGGACUACCUGCAGAAGUUUACAAGACUAAGUCAUGGAUCUUGGAGCGGACCGUGGGUAUGAGUAAGAAGCAGCUGAAUGUCCCUCCAAGUCUUUUAGACUAUCUUAAUACAGUGGAUGCCAUGGACAUGUCAAAGAGCCUGUUCACAUCCCAAGGCAUCAGUGCCAUCUACAGCAUUGAUAGCAAAGGGGUUUUACUGUUGGGGACUUCUGAGCCUGUCCUUGCUGUUGCAGAGAAAAAGAUGCAGACAAUGUUUAGUGUGGAGACUCUGGAUGUGGAAGAUCAAGAAGUUCUGAAACUUCCCAACUGGGUGGACCUAAACCAACAGCUGUUGGAUACCUUCAACUCCUUAAAGAAUAAAACAGUGGCCAUUCAGAUCCAACCAGAAAGAAGAAACCAAAUAACUGUGACCGGCUUCCAGAUUCCAGUAAAAGAGGUUAGCAAUAGUCUGAGGGAAUUCAUUGUUAACUUCUCACAAGUUAAAGAAACCAUUCGCGUCGGGUCCUUUGCAGUUGUUCAGUUCAUUGAGAAUAAAAAAAAACAAGAGUGGUUCAGUAUUGCCAAAGAUAAUGCUGUUAAAGUCCAAUUUGAUUCAGAGAGGCCAAAGAUAACUUUGGCAGGGGCUCGUCUUCAUGUACAGAAAGCCAAAUGCUGCUUUCAGGAACUGACUAGUGCUCUCUCCACUGACAACUUUGUUGUGGAUAAGCCUGGAGCCAAGAAGUACUUCCAGACUCAAGGAAGCCUUUUCCUUUCUACAAUAAUGACCGAAUACAGCUGUGUGGUCGUGCUCUGUCCAGAGAAUCAAGAAGAAGAGGAAGAAGAGAACUACGGGGAAGAAAAUGGCCUUUGUUUUUGCAAAGUGAAGACUGCCAAUGGGGUUCUAGUUUCCGUCAGCAAUGCAGACAUCUGCACCCUAAACGUGGAUGCGGUGGUCAAUGCUGCUAAUGAAGACUUACAGCACAUUGGAGGCCUGGCUCAUGCACUUCUCAUGGCUGCAGGACCAGAACUGCAGAAAAUCAGCAAUGACUAUAUACAGGUAAAAGGAAAACUUCGCCCAGGUGAAGCCAUCGUAACAGGUGCAUGCAACCUGCCUUGCAAGUACGUCGUACAUGCCGUCGGUCCUCGUUUCCAUGACUCAGAUAAGAGGACAGCAGUGUCACGUCUGAAGCUUGCUGUUAAAAACAGUCUGAAACAAGCAGAGCAAGUUAACUGCUCCACCAUUGCACUGCCAGCGAUCAGCUCAGGAGUGUUCGGGUUUCCUGUGGACCUCUGUGCUGACACCAUAGCACAGGCAGUGAAGGAGUACUGUGACAGUCCAGGAGCUCCACGGUCACUGACGGAGAUCCAGCUGGUGGACAACAUCCAUAACACCGUUAAGGUCUUGGCCACAGCUGUCAACAGAGAGUUCAAUGACCUCGGACCCAUUUUGACUCUACCACAGCUGGCAGGAGGAAGAGGCACCGGGGUUUCAGGCUUUACUGCUUACUCCCCAGCAGACAUCAGUGGGGUCGAGGUCAAAGCCAGUCAUCCAGGGGCCAUCAAGGCGCUGAAAGAGGAGGAGGACGCAGAGGUGGACGCCGAGGAGGACGUGAAGGAGAACCCGGAGGAGGAGGAAAAGGAGGAGAACGCGGAGGAGCAUCUCGGGGGACAGCAGCUGGAUUUAACAGGGGAAGUCAGAGCCCCAGGGGACACUCCAGGUCUGAAGGGCAUGGAGGGUCAGGGAAGAUGGAGCAGACCACGUCGGAGGGUCUUAGGAUUGUUCUGCUGAAGGGAAACAUCCAGGACCAGACUGUGAGUAUUAUUAAAGCACCAAUUGAAAAACAGUUGAUGAUAAACUGUAGUAUAUUACUGAUGCAGGUUUCUGUGGAUGCCUUAUUCUGAAAGUAGCUGUUGUGGAUUAGGUAGGUAAUAUCUACUAGAUGGUAAAAGUAAUAAUAGGACAAAUUCGGGUGAAUGCCAGUAACUUUGGCUUUAAGAAUAAUUCCCAUUCUUAAACUUGGAUACCAUUUUUGCUUUUAUCAUUUUUCAUAUUGAUUAUGAUAAUGAUCUACAUAAAGUCAUCAAGUUCAGAAAAAGUGAUAAGGGGGCAGCAGGCUGAGUUAAAUGGUUUAAACAUGAAAAUACUAUAGCAGAGAGUACAUAACAAGCAAGUAACGACAGACAAACAAAAAAUACUACACUAAUCAUUAGUUACAAGGGCAAGACAGAAGGAGAGUAGACAACCUGACACGGAAAGAGGAGACAAAGGUGAGUAUACCAAAAUAAAACAAUAAAUAAUAACUGAAAACUAGAAACAAGUGAAACAUUACCAAAGAACGCCACUGUCAAAAAGGAAAAUGUUUAAACAAAA